UUCCCUCGCGGCAGCGGGGGUUGACGCUCUCGUGCUGAUGGUACCAGUGGUGGUGGUGCUGAUGGUGGUGGGGUGGUAUCAGCGGGCGGGUAGGGAGAAGACCUCCACGUCGCAGAGCGCCGUGGACGGUGUACGUCGCUCCGUCCAGUGCAGUCUCAGUGUCGUUUCGGCCGCGGUCUCGUACGGUUGCUCUCGGCGAAAGGGUCACGUUCUCGGAUCGCCCUCAGCAUUGUCGCGACUGCCGCGACUCUUACCCGGCCUACUUUUCGUCCCCGAGCCGCGGUGCGUCGAUCCGCGUGCCGAGGUCGAGCGCUCCGUCGUGUCAUCGAGGACUCUGUAAUCACCGAACAUGGGCUAGACGAACGGCGGGAGCCCGUUGCAGCUGUCAUCCGCCCGACCGCGCGCGAAUCAGGAUUCAGUGGAUGUAAUGUGUCGUGACAAGUAGGGCGACGGGGGGGAAUCUCGUCAGUGUAUCGAGUCUUAUCUCCCGUAUCGUCGAGGACGCUAUCGCGACCGUGCGGCUGAUAGCAUCGCUAGCCGUGUUCCGCGGUCGUUGUAAGAUGAGCCCGGCCUCCCAGGGCGCCCUGGAGGUGGAGCGUUACAUCGGCAGCUGCCUGAUCUCGUCCAACGUGCGCGCUGGGCUGCACGCUGGCAAGCCCGUGCCUGUUUGCCGGAAGCAGCAACAGCAACAGCAACAACAACAGGAACAAUCGGCGACGUUACGCGGCAGCAAGGCCCGCGGCUGUUAUAAUGCAGGACAGGGUUGUUAUCCUGGAUUGGCUGAUCAGCAGCAGCAUCAGUGUCAAGUGCAGUACGGCGGUCCGGGCGGUUGGACGGGCGCGCCGCUGAUAUCAAUGACGUCGAGCCCGCGCAGGUGUACUCAGCGAUCGUCGCCGUCGCUCGGACAACAGCAGCAGCAGCAGCAGCAACAACAACAACAACAGACGUGCGCCGAGCAGCAGCAGGUCCCACCGGCCGGUCAUCUGCAUAAAAGUCCCCUGUCCAGGCUGGCGAUUCACACGCAGGGCGCGCCUCUGAUUUUGGCCGGACGAUUCUACAAUCGUGGCAAGAUACACGGCAACAACAGUGGCAGUGGCAGUCCUAAUGGUGCCGCCAGCACUCUCAAUGGCAACGUCGUCGGCAAUUACGUUCAUAACAGCGGAAAUUCAUCUAUGACGAGCAACGGCGCGACGAGGUGCCCUGCAUCGCGAAUUGCCACGCAAAAGUCGGCGGAGGCUGCUCUGAAGAAGCCACCGACAAUGACUACGCCGAACUCCAAGACGACGGCGAAUCCCGACUGUUCUUCAGCCGCAGUGGGAAAGGAGAACGCCGGUUCCUCGAGCAUCGCGAAUAUCGACUCGCUGAGCAUCGCCAGCGACGAGAGCUCCGGCUCGAACAACUCGGAGAACAGCCUGCCGCGUAUCAUCAAGCCCCGCAAGCGCAGAAAGAAGGACCGCAAGCCGCCGAACAACGUAGUCGCGGGCGGCGUUGACGCGGUGAAACCGGCGGACGAGUCGCAAACGCAGCGUCAACUGAUCUCGGGUUGCUUGAACGCGGCCGGGGAACAGUCGACGGGCAUCGUCGGCGUGAAACCGUACGCGCCGAGCUGCUACGAGCCGCGGGUCUACGAGGCGACCGGGCCGCAUCUCAGGAAUUACCGGAGGCCGCCGAUCGGCCAUCGAGAGAACAUCUACGGCGGCUGCAGGGCGCCUUCGUCGAUGCACACCGCCGAGCUGGCGGACGUCAGGCAACAACGGUACGCCGCGCACCACCGGCACCACGUGCAAGUGAAAGUGCUGGACGACAAUCGUAACGUGGUCGCGGCACCGAUGCGUGCCGCGGCGCCGCCCAAGGGCUACCGACAUCACGCCAACGGCGGUAACGGCAACUGCACCGGCAACCUGCCGCGACGCUACGUGCACCACGAAUACGGCGAGUCGGUAUGCGAAGCCGCCGCCCGGGGGGACGGUCCGGGUCCGUGUCAGUGCCGCUAUUGCGACCCCGCCGGUCUGAUCUGGGACGUCGACCGGAACGGCUACUCACCGUUCCUGACGGCGCCGCCGCCACCGCCGUCGUCAACGGGCGUCGAGUAUUGUCGCGGUCACUUUAAUGGUCAGAUACCGUUGUUCCUGACGCCGCCCAGUGGUCUGCAGGAGCAGUGCGCCCUCGACAGGCUCUUCGACGAGCAUCCGCGAUCGCACGACGACGGAAGAGACACCGGGUCCGCCGUGGGGCCCGGCGGCGUAGUGUUGAGGCGCAGCUGGAGCGACCCGACGAGUUAUUUCAGCUACGCCGAUGAGAUCGCCGCGCCCACGAGGGACGUCGGUGUUAUCGGUGAUCGGGGGGGAUCCGAGGGUGGGAAGUACAAACGGACCCUCUGGCGCGGCGAUAGUAUCGGUAACGCGUCGGCCAAUUCGGCGACGAGCAACGUGAACCCCGCGGGCCUGAAUGGGCCCGGUGGCGGUGUCGCAUCCCCGAAGGGUCUGGAGGUGUCCACGGAGAUUAUCACGUCGCCCAACGGUCACCGGGACCUGGAGAUCAAGUUCUACUCGUCGCCGUCGCCCGCCGAACGUCUCGCCGAGGAGGACAAGUCGUCGAGCCUUGCCGAGGAGGCCGACGACGACGACAACAACGGGGACGACGAUUUCAGCGACAUAUGGAGUUACCACGAGUCAAAGUUGCAGCAGGAUUUCCGUACGCUGCUGCAAGCGGAGGAGUGAUGGGUCCGUCGUUGUUACCUGUCCGAGAGUGUCCUCGAGCACCACGCAGGCGUUCGUGGUCGCGAACUCGCUCGGUGGAGUGCGAAGUGAGAGCGAAACGGCGAUGGCAAACGCUGCCGACGACAGCAGUAAAGAUAACGCGGAGAGGAAUAGUGCGCGUGGGUGGUUGACGAUGAAGCGAGUGACUCGUCGGGAAAGAAUAUGACGUUCUCUUCGAGACUCUUGUAAGUCCUGCGUGAAACAGCGACGUGACCAGCGAUUCUGAUCUGAAUUUCGAAUCGAGUAUUGGCGCGCGCGGCUUGAUGAAGCGCGAACGACGAAGUUGCGAAAUCUCGGUGGGAACAACGGUGAAGGCGGCGGCGACACAACGACGAUGACGACGACGACGAAGACGAUGACGACGACGAUGACGACGACGACGACGAUGACGACGACGACGACGAAGAUGAUGAUGAGGAGCUUCUCUCGCCGCUAACGGUGUUCGUAGUAUACGUGACACGACGCGCGUGCACGCAACGCUGCACGCGACGCGCCGCCGGAUGGUACCGACGUCGCUUCGGCACUUCUUCUGGGUGAUGUUCUGCGACGCGGCGUGGUGAACUGACUUGAAGCAACGGAAAGAGAGAGAGAGAAAGAGACGGUGCGUCGAUCAGCCUUGUCGCGAGCCUGUCAGUCUGGAAUAAUCGGAAGAGGCGUGCGCUCUCACGUGUGUACAUGGCGCGCGAGCACACAUGAAUAUCUGUAACACGCACGACUGUAUCCGUCAGGCCUCUUUAACGCACGAGUUUUCCCCGUAGGCUGCCUAGUACGACAGAACGGUCGCCGCGCCGGUUGUAUAAUCAGCGGUCGCGCUACGUAUUGACGCAAGUGUUUCUCUCCUUUCGCUUGCGCAAGAUUUCGCUCGAUCCGACAGUGACAGAGUGUUAAUUGAGUUAAUCCGUACGGGGGAAAACUAUCUAGUUGCCGGGGAAUAAUUGCAUCAUACGUGACGUCUUUUUAAAAAUUAAUUUGUCACGCGAAUGAGCAUCGUCAUGUGCGCGGCUCCGCCCACCGUUCCUCUUUGCAUCAUCGGGAACAGAGAGUGAUUAAUUAAUCCCGUCUAUUCUUAAAUGUCCGUCUAUAAAAAACGUUUAGGUAAUUCCCCGAUCCAUCUAAUCAGUGAUUACGCACACGCGUGUGUACGUGGAAUGGGCACUUUCUCUUCAGCUUUAUAAUUACUACGAUACUCGUAACUACAGCCUACAGCCGAGGAAACCGUGCAUAAAAGAGGUCUUCCGGCCGAGAAACGAUGAAACGUAAGAGUGGAGGCAUACGCAAUGAGGAACAAAAUUUAUAACGCAUCUGAUAUUUUAUGUAUUACCAAUCAGAAUAUCGAACUGCUGCCUUCUCCGUGCCCUUCAAUGUAGACACGUGGGACCACUCUUAUCCUACAGUAUCUGUUUUCCGGUCGAUUGCCCUCACGAUAACGAUUACCUUAUCGUCAAUUCAUCCCAUCUCAUUCCGCGAUCCUCCCUUCGCUUGGUAAUUCCCGAUUCUUACGUUCCAUUGUAUCUCGGCUGUAAUACGUGAUCGACGCAGGGUACGCCGAACUGUCGCUGAACCUCACGCGUAAUUAAGCAGCAGCGAUCUUUCCUCGACGUUCAUUAUUCACGAAGCGGUGGCUGGCGCGCAAUCUCCGCGCGCGCACGGGCGUGCAAACGCGUAACACCCACUCUGAUCCUGCGCGGCGCGUGAAAUUGAAUUGUAUUUUCGACUCGCACUCCCAACACGUUCGGUUACGCUCUGCGUCGAUUCAUAUCGAUGGUGAAAGACGCACGAGUCAAAAGGCACGUCCGAAGAAACUCGGUCCCGACCAGCGCGGUACAUAUCGGCCGCGCAAGGGGUUAAUUACGAGGGUUAAUCGCGUGCACGCCUGCCUCUCCUCGCCCGGCUGUGCACCAACACACUCACGCAGCGGCGAUGUGCACCGGCUUUUUCUCGCCGCCACCACCGUCGUCGCUCAAGACGAGUAGCGGCGACGUGACCGUUUAAAACGUAACGUAGCAAUUAAUCGGAGGAACGAUGAACGGUCCGGUCCGUUGCUGACCGCCACCACCGCCACCACCGCCACCGCCGAUCGUAAUCGACGUCUGCGCCUUCCACCUCGUCUCUCCUCUCGCGCCCGAUCCCGUGCGCGAUAGUAGGUCGAACUGUUCCCCCGGCGGAGGAGAGAAUCUUCUCCUUUUUCCUCGUCUUCCUCCCGGGAGGCUGCUUCGCGUGAAAGGAGCUACCGUGUCCGUAUUAGUAACUGCGUUUAAUCGCGCGCUAUCGCCGCGUUUUAUCGGAUAACUCGGCCCGCAACGGUUCAGCCCGGAGCUCGAACGGCGCCGAUAACCGCUGGGCGGCUGACUCGCCGGAGUUCGUAACAUUGUUUCGCGCUCGCCUCUCGCGCGCCGUUUACCGUUGCUGCCUCGCUAAAUAACGGCAGGCGGGGCAGAUAAACGCGUUAUUGAUUUGUUCGAUAUCAACGCUUUAGCCAAGUGGUGCUAUCGUUGUCCCUCCGCGUCGAUUUCAAGCCGGAAGGGAGAUAUUGUCGCGCGGUUCCGUUACGGGAUGCUGCCCGACGAUGAUUCAUCUGAAAUCGGAGAUCGGCAGCUCCGGAGCUUGCGCGUACCAUUUCGAACGCGAAAUUAAACUCGUGCAAUUUGAUUUUAUUUUGUUUUUCGACGACGUGUACGGGUACUCGUUCGUCGAUACCCGAUUCGAUUGCAGCGAUCUUGUUGACUUAUUUAUUUUCGUGCGACGAAAAGAUCAUAUGGCACAUGUGCCUAACAAAAUCGGAGACUAUCUCUUCAGAUGCGUUCCUUUGGAAUUUUCACGUAGUAAGAAUCGUAACGGUAGCAGCCAAUCGCUUCUCAAUUUGUCGGACAACUUCCGUAACUUUUUCCGAGGUCGCUCGUAUGAUCGAUCGAUCUCCGUGGCGACCGAUUAUCGCGACGAUCGAAAUGCGACGACUCGCGGAGCUCUCAAGGGAAGGUGGAAGGCGCGGCAGGGAUUACCGGCAGGAUCAGGUGGUAGACCCCGAGAUACUGUAUCUACAUUAGCGAAAGGCCAUCGCGCAGAUUUACACAGAGCGUAGAAGCGAGUAAACGUAGAAGCGAAUCGGCCGGUCACACGCGCGCGCACAUACACACGUACACACGCCCAUGUCUACCACGAGCGGCGUGAUAGGUCGACUCGUUCUUCUGUAAAUCUGCGCUCGAUGCUCGAGAGAAAGAGAGAGAGAAAAAGAGAGAUAGAGAGAGAGAGGAAGAAAAAGAGAGGGCCCUCGGUCAAAGGAGACCGAGGUCGCGCGACGAAUCCCGCGAAUUCUGCGUCGUUUUGUAUGCGAUACGCGAAAACUACACCCUGAUUCCGUUUCCUCGCAAAGUCACACACAUGAACAGACAUACACUCUGCUGCAAUCAUCAGCAUCGUCCCACUACCAUCCUCAUCACACGCAUAUGUAUGCAUACUACACAUACACGUAUACACACGUACACUUAGCAAUCCACCACCACCUAUCGUUAGGCCGUAAGUCUAGAAUCUAAGGCGAUCCAUUUAGAUUAUUAUCUCUGUUGUCUAUAUGUGUAUAGAAGAAAUCGCGCGAAGACGGUCCGCCUUUUGUUGUCACGAUUUCGGAGCGCGCGAUUGAGAAAGACGACGAAAAUGACCAGGUAUGAUCGGCAUCUCCUGAUCGAACGGACAUUUUCUCGCGUGUGACGCAUUAUCGUUUCGGAGAAAUUAGGAGCGACGGGGUAUCGUACUGCGUUAUUUCUCCUUUGUUGUUUUUGCUACCGAUGGCCAUGCGUAUCACGAAUGCAAGCGGCAAUCGGAGCGGUAUGCAAGGCCUUCGGUAUUUCAGUUUUCCCAAAGUGUACACACGCGCGGCGGGAUUAUUCAUGAAUAUUUAUAGCCGCCGUUCUCCCAAAAAGAAACGCACGCGGAUUAAACUAGGAGGAAACCGAUGAAAUCUUGUUAGUAUUCAGUACGCUCGCAACGCCGGCCGUACGAAGGGCAGACCGUAAAAAUUCGACGACGACAACCACGACGGGAACGACGACGUCCGUUUAGGCUGUAACGGGUGUGCGCUUUGUGUCGAGUUUGGCGAGUGUGUGUCCCGAGCGAGCGCGAAGAAUGAUAUUAGCAAUAUUUCUCUCUUGCCUGCGAGUUGCACCUUGCGUGGCAAGUUUUAUUGCCAAGUGGCGACAGAUAAAUAUUGUCCUUGGCUCCUUGUUAAGGUAGCGCGCGCGAUGCAUCGGUGCAUAAUCAUGCGUUGUGUGCACUAGGAAAUGCCGCGCGAGAGAGAAAAAAGAAAAAAAAGCAGGGAGAAAGAGAGAGAGAAAGAGCGAGAGCGCGAGAUUACUUUAAUAACAUCGUCGUCGGUAUUUUUCCUGGGAGAUUCUUAUUGCACAUUGCACACACGCGAGGGAAGAAGCCUACCGCUCGUGCAAAUGUCCGUUCGUUUUAUACAAUUGCGCGCGAUGUUUGUCGACGUUUUUUUCACGUAUCGACGUAUACUUUCGGUCGUAUUUUAAUGCUGUCUGUACUGUGGAUGCACCACUGCACGAAUGCACCAAAUGUACCGUGCAGCAUGAAAAGUGAAACACGCCAGGGCCAGAGAUUUAACUCCAGGUACGCACGCGUUGUUUGUUUCAAGAUUAAGCGGUUUUUCCUGCGCGUAUAAAUUGCCUUUCGUAUUAAGAACAUUUAACGAGCGCUCCCGAGUCGUGUAGCAAAUUUGCGAGAAAGGAUUAAAGGAAGGUAUUACAGUCGUGUUUCAUGUAAAUCUUCAUAGCACAGUUGGACUCGUUUACGAGUUGUCGCUUUUGAUACAAGCGUUUCCACGCGAAUUUCCUCCGACUCGGACUUCGCCCGAUUUAAGUAUGAUCUCGCUUUAGUAACUUCACUUUGAUGAUUCGAAAUCUCAUAAGGAGGAUUCGAGUUGAGGCGAAGCUUAUCACGCUUAUUUCGAUAUGUUAUGUUAUUUGCGAGAAACGCGCAUGAAAAUUAUGUAAAAGUGUGAAGAACGUUCUUGUAACGCGUCCCCAUGUCCUCGGACGACGAACAGAGCGCAGCGAUCGCUAUAAAGAAAUUUUGUUGCACGAAAAGGAGAGAUAGUAUAAACGCGCGUUUGUUAUUGCGACCUCUUUACGAGGAAAGGCGGCUUUAAUCCGGAAAGAUUCAAGUGUCCUCUCGAUGUGCUGGUUAAGACGGCGUCUGCUGGUUUAAUUGCGGAGCCUGUCACAAACAGUUUCUGGCAAACGCGUCGGCGAAAGUGACCUAAUUCAUUUACCGUUCUCGCACGUCUACGAAAUUUGUUAAGACGUCUAUGCGAAUUUCGCGGCCGAGAGAAGUGAAAAUUGACGAAUAAACAAUAUACGAAAUAAAAGAGAGAAAGAGAGAGAAUCGUACUUCUGACAAAGUAUCCCAUCGUUGACAAUGCUCUCGAAUUAAUCACUCGUUGACUCUCCGGAAGUCGCAAUGAAUACGGAAAAUGGAGCAACACGUAUUUUUGUUUAAAUAUUAUCAUUCUUAAAUAUUUGCGAUUUUUAGUCUUACUUACCACAUAUCUGGAAGGACGUGCGAAUAGCAAAUAUUGAAGCGGAUAACCAUGGCAAAUAUUAGACAAGCGAAAAAUAUUGAAGUGAUUCAAAAAGAUGGGAAACCGUGGAAAAGUUAAUACGAUUGAACGCUUGAUAGCGAACCAAUUUCGAUCUUGCAGCUGAACUCCCGCGACUUCUGUAGAUGCUUGAAUUUCAACGUUGCUGUAAGAAGCUCUUGUUUUUUCCGUACUUUUUGUGAGAAAAUCACGACUUUAUUUAUACCAUAAACAGCCUACAAGGCUUUCUCAUGGUAAGGAGGUCGUUUAGGGAUCAUUUUGUAAGGUAUUGCAGAAGGAGAGAGAGAGAGAGAGAGCGAAAGAUUAGGCUCGCUGGAUACGUCAAUAUGCGUUUGCGUUAUCUCUCAUCGCCUGGCGAGCAUUUCCUUGGUUCUGACGUUGCUUUUCCCGAUCGCCCGCCUGAUGUGAUCACUUCAGAAAUCGUGCUUUCCGCCUGAUCUGAUCUCGGAUGAAGACAGAGGGAGAGACUCGAAAACAGCCGAAAUGGAGAGAGUUCAAUGAGCGCGAUUCAAUGAUUCUCUAUCGGUUAAGUUUUUUUUUGUCGUUCUCUUUUUCGUUCCCCAUGUCGGCCGUCGAUCGUUUUUUGAUUCUCUCACCCUCCUGCUUCUUCUUUAUGUAUUUAUUUCACUCAUCGUCGCGAUUGACGUUAAUAACGUAUUGUGAUAAUGCAACGAUAUAACACACAACAGACGUACGUACAUGUGUGUACGUACACACACACACACAGACACACAUACACUUGUACACACAGAUACUCGGUUCUGCUUCGUCGUAAUAGACUGAUCAACUAAGCCGACCUACCAAAAGCGUCGCCUAUAGUGCUAUGCUGCACUAACUCAAAUCACACUGUUUGGAAGAAUCAAUAAAAAUGUCUUUAAUUUA
This is a messenger RNA of Ooceraea biroi (clonal raider ant), 9243 nucleotides long. RefSeq lists its product as uncharacterized. Lineage: Eukaryota; Metazoa; Arthropoda; Insecta; Hymenoptera; Formicidae. The record is from RefSeq and is a predicted model, not a curated record.